Molecule: messenger RNA, 2415 nt
Organism: Cyclocybe aegerita
Lineage: Eukaryota; Fungi; Basidiomycota; Agaricomycetes; Agaricales; Hemipholiotaceae
Source: the annotation of a GenBank genome assembly
AUGGAAUGGGUCAAACACAAGCUACCACCCUGUGAGGCUAUUCGCAAUGGCGACCAGCCUUGCCAUGAUAUGGACGACCUGUGGGACACCCUUCAUGGCACGUACAACUCGGCCUCUGGUCAUGAGUAUGACGCCUCAGUCUUAGAUGAACUUCCUGACGAGCCAGUCUGCGAGUGGGCUGACUUUUCAGAGCAUGAGUUGUUGAGUGCCCUUAAGGGGUGCUCCAACUCCUCUGCACCAGGACCGGACCAUGUUACUUGGGUCCACCUAAAGGAGCUGCUCAAGGAUAAACAUGUCCUUGCGCUCUUCAUCAUGUUGGCCAAUGCUUGCCUCUGGGUGGGUCAUUGGCCUCGUAUAUUCAAGGAGUCGCUGUCGGUUAUUGUUCCGAAGCCAAACAAGCCCUCCUAUGCUGUACCGAAGGCUUUUAGGCCAAUUGUACUCCUCAUCACUUUUGGUAAACUUAUCGAAAAGAUGAUUGCCAAUAGGAUACAGUUUGACGCUGUCAAGCAUGAUAUCUUCCAUCCCAACCAACUUGGCAGCAUUUGCCAAAGGUCAACUGAGGAUGCUGGAUUGAUUCUGACUCAUCUUGUGCGAGCGGGGUGGGUUAAGGGUCUCCAGACUAGCGCGCUGGCUUUUGACAUCACGCAGUUCUUCCCUUCUAUCAACCAUGAAAUGUUCAUGGCUGUUCUUCGCAAGCAAGGAUUCUCUCUGGUUUUGGUGGAGUUCUUUGCUUCGUAUCUAGUUGUCCACAGACAUGGGUGUCAGGCAGGGCUCUGCUCUCUCACCCAUUAUCUCAGGGCUUUUCAUUGCUCUGGUAAUGAAGCUCUUCUACAUCAAGGCAGCGCUGCUCAAUACGACGCUACUUUCUUUGUGGACAAUGGGACCAUCUUGGCCCAAUCCAAACAACUUGAUGAUAAUAAUGUGGGCCUGCAUAAGGCCUACAAAAUUAUCUACCUUCUCUUUGUUGCCUUCGCACUCGUUCUUGAGCAUGACAAGACCGAGCUGUUUCACUUCUCGCGUCGACGAGACGCCUACAAUCCAUCGCUGGAUUUGGGGUACACCCCGCAUACUGGCGCUACACCUUUGAAGCCCAAGACCUAUUGGAGGUACCUGGGCUUCUACUUUGACCGCAGGCUCACCUUUCAUGAGCAUGUCUGCUACUAUGCCACCAAGGCGUUCACCACCAUACAGGCCAUGAGCAUGCUCAGAAACUCUACCAGAGGUCUCUUGCCUAAACAGCGCCGUCUCCUAUAUCGGUCGUGUGUGGUCCCCAUUGCCACAUACAGCUAUCGUCUCUGGUAUUUUGAUGGUGCCCGCAAUAAGGGCACGAUGAACCAGCUAAAACAGAUGCAGUGGAAAGCUGCUCUAUGGAUCACAGGUGCCUUCCGCACCUCUCCUGCAGGCGGUCUUGAGGCCCUCACUGGUCUCAUCCCCGUCCACCUUAUGCUAAAGAAGCUGGCAACACGUGCAGUGUACCGCGUCGCCACCCUCUCGGACACCCAUCCCCUUCGCUCCAUGAUGGGCAAAGGACUCCUCAAGCAGGUCGCGCCUCAUGCCUGCUCAGCUGCCUUGAUGACCCCAGCUAUGCGGGGGAAAGUCAAGAGCACCAUCAUGGAGGUGGACAAACACAUCCACACCUUAACUGAGAGCUUCAAGCCCUUUGCGCCCGAAGCUCGCCCAGGCGACUGGUUACUGGACCACUAUGCAGACCGUCUCCACUUUGACAAGUGCGACCCUACCCAGGAUAGGCGCCCAUAUCUCGACGAGCUCAUCGCGAAGGCAAGGGCCAACCCACUAACAGUACUGGCUGCAACUGAUGGCUCUGUCCCUCAGUCAAACCAGUAUCAGGCAGCUUCGGCUGCUAUAAUUUACAAGGGACAUUGUGAGCUCGAAAGGACCCGCUAUGUCUCUGGCAGAGUAACCGCCCCUGAUGUGGAACUCAAUGCCAUUGCGUGUGCAGUGUGCCUUGCUGUCAAGCAGGCAAACUGCCAACAUAUCAUGGCUUUUAGCCUGUCAGUUUGUCGUGCCCUCCAAGAGUGGUUCGAGGUGGAUGAUCUCCGCCACAUCACCUUUGUCUAUGUUCCAUCUGCGUUGCGGUGGGACAUUCAUGAUGAGGCACACAAGUACAUCACCGAACUCAAAGUCAGGGUUGGACGUCGUAAGACGGACAACUCUAUAGAUGCGCUGCGCUCUCGGGCUGCGCACUCAGUCCUGGAUUCGUGGAGUUCCACUUUCCAGGAUCCAACUUACCGAGGCUCUGAAUUUUUGGAGCUUCAACAGCCUGACGGGAGAUCGCUACAGCCAUCAUACCUCAACGGGGGACCUUGGCUUUCAACCUUUGGACACAGUAUCACUGAGUUUGCUCGUGUUUGCCAGUGCAUAACUGGCCACACGCCCAUUGGAGCGUAUUACUGA